Haemonchus placei is the source of this 471-nucleotide messenger RNA. The record is from the annotation of a GenBank genome assembly. Lineage: Eukaryota; Metazoa; Nematoda; Chromadorea; Rhabditida; Trichostrongylidae.
AUGGGCAUUUUCCGAAAGGUCUUCAUGAGCGCUGCAGGUCUCCGUGACGAUUACCAGAGACCAGAAAUUGGCACAACUGAAGUCAAAAGAGAGCGUCUUACUCCCGAGCAAGUGAAAUUGGUUUUGGACCCCAAAGCAAGACACAGCGGUAUCCCUGCUAUUCCAACUGAUAUUGGCUACGACAGUGGAAAAGGAAUCGGAGGAAAGAAGAAGAGUGGUGUUGUCUCCCAAGUGACUAGGAAUCCAGCAGUUAUUGUGGGCAUGGGUCUUACUACACUCGCCUUGCUAGGAAUGUUCAGAAGUACAUGCGAUACCGAGUUCUUGGGUGACAAAAUGGGCGCACAGAAGUACAUGCGAUACCGAGUUAUGGCUCAGUUCUUCACUGUGACAGCGCUCGUAGCAGGAAUUACCCUAUUUGGAUCCACAUAUGAAAAAGAUAAUAUCAAGAACAUGGUGCUGCAGAAGCAGUAA